GGUAAAUGCGCCUGUGCAGACAGCCGAUGCACUCCAGUAAGGUUUCAAAAGGGUAUUACUUUAAAAGUGCCUAACUAAACCUACUUCAUGAGCCCAAAAGACUAAACGAAAACGGCAAUGGACUGUACGAUUAAGGAAGCACUGUCAGUCGUGAGUGAGGACCAAUCCAUUUUCGAGCCUGCCUACAGCGCCGCCCAGGCCAUGCACAUGAAGGCAGAGAUCAUCACCACCACGUCGGCCGUGACUUCCACCACGCCCGCCGCCGCCUUCCGCCAGAGUUCCGAGGAGAGCUCGGAACCCCCAGAGCCCGACUGGGUCGCGUCCGCCCCACAGAAUGCUGGUAAACGAGUGGAACAUGUCAACGGAACCAGCCGUGAGUCCCCAGUGGACUGCAGUGUGACGAAGAGGAGUCGGCACAUGAGCAACACGGAGGGGGGGCAGCCUCAUCAACAGCAGCAGCCGCCGCCACAGCUGGCCUACCAGGCGUCCUCGUACCCGGAGCCCCGCACCAGCCCCCACACCACCACCACCACCCCCACCACUGCCAGCCCCCCCAGCAGCGGCCCAGAGGAAAAGAGGGUCAUCGUUCCGGCAGACCCGGAGGUGUGGACCCAGGACCAUGUGCGGCAGUGGGUCGACUGGGCCAUCAAGGAGUACGGCCUCCUGGAGGUGGACGUGGGCCUCUUCCAGACGCUGGACGGCAAGGCGCUCUGCAAGCUGUCCAAGGAGGACAUGAUGCGCCUCACCUCCGAGUACAACACCGACAUCUUGAUGUCGCACCUCAAUUACCUCAGACAGAGCAGCCCUACCUUCUCUUAUCCCACAACGCCAACCAACACACCACAACAACCCAGACUACAAGUCAAAGCAGAAAACAACUUUGAAGAAAUGAGCAGAAGGAACAGCUGGUCAUCAAGCGUCAUGCCUGCAGUUCCAAAGGUAGAGCCACAGCACACAAGAGUAACGGAGCCUCCACCAAGAAUUGUUCAAGACCCAUACCAAGCAUUAGGUCCAAUCAGCAGUCGACUGGCCAAUCCCGAAUCCCCACUGCCAUAUAGCAAGAGCCAGACAGCCAAAGUCAGUUCACAAAGAGUGAUCAGCAUUGGCCCUCACAAGAUUGUGGGCUCAGGUCAGAUCCAGCUGUGGCAGUUCCUGCUGGAGCUGCUGUCCGACAGCAACAACUCCAACAUCAUCACGUGGGAGGGCACCAACGGCGAGUUCAAGAUGACCGACCCGGACGAGGUGGCCAAGCGCUGGGGCGAGCGCAAGAGCAAGCCCAACAUGAACUACGACAAGCUGAGCCGUGCGCUGCGCUACUACUACGACAAGAACAUCAUGACCAAGGUGCACGGCAAGCGCUACGCCUACAAGUUCGACUUCCAAGGCAUCCACCAGGCGCACCAGAACCACAGCGCCGCCGAGGGCGGCAUGCUCAAGUACCCCGGCAGCGACUUAGCGACCUCCGCCUACGUCUCAUCCUACCACAACCACCAGCCCAAGAUGAACUUCAUGGCCUCACAUGCGCCACCCAUGCCCGCGUCCACAGGGAACUUCUUCACGGGGCCACCUACCUACUGGAACUCUGCCUCAGGGGGGAUGUACCCGGCCGCUGCGGCCGCCAUGCCCCGGCACCCCGCCACCCACGGCCACCUGGCCUCAUACUACUGAUCAUGAUGACCUCUUAGAAGACAUCAGUGACACAUCACCAAAGGAAUGGAGGGGAAAAACUGAGGCGUCUUGACUUUGAGAAGUCCAAAAGAGUUUUAGUUGUUAGCAAGUGGACUUCCAGUCUAUUACAACAACUAAACGCUUUCGAUAACAUGAACUGGAUGAAUGAGAAUGUCCACAUAUAGUACAUUCUGAUUUUGAAAAGGUUAACUCCAGGACAGUGAACAGGUGCCGGCCUACUUGGAGUCAAUGCUAUGGAUCUUAAACAUCUCUUAAACACUGCACAACUCAAAGCAAGGACAUAAUUGUAACCUUUUAUUGAAACAUGGGCCAGCAUGUUUUUUUAACUGAUCAGUGUUGGUUGUAGGAGGAUUUUUUUUUACAUUCCAUGGUCUUUGCAGCCUUAUAUUUCUGCCCCAAAUUGAGGGUGCAUACACUGUUAAUGCAUAGCCUUGGGAGUGUGUGGGAAUGCCUGGAUUUAGUCCUGGUUAAAUUUUGGGCACCUGUCUUAGUUCUUUUACUCAUGUCCUGACACUGGCUGUAGGUGGCGAGGUUACUCUACUGGGUUGUACCCCACAAGGCAUUACAGUUGACGCCAUCGCUGCACCGUAGCUUGCCAAGUUUAUAUUCAAAGUAUACUUGUAUGUAUACUAGUAUGUUUUUAAGCAGUCGACAAAUAUUUUGUAUAUAUAUUUUUUAUUAUACUGUGCAAUGAUGGGUGAUCAACACUGUAUAAAAGCGGUUUGUAAUGUUAACGGUUUCGGAAUGUCAAUUAUCUUUGUGUAUAAGACUUGUACCAAUGUAUCCUGCUCAGGACACAGAGGGCCUAUACUACAAAGCUGGUUCAGGAUAAGUUAAGGUUAAGUUAAGAGGUAAAUCAUCUAAUACAAGAGCUUUUCUUAAGAAAAUGAAAUGAGGACUCCAGGCUCUUCUACUUGAUUAUUUACCUCUUAACUUAACCUUAACUUAUCCUGAACCAGCUUUGUAGUAUAGGCCCAGAGUAUCUAGCCAGUGUCAUCACUGCCACACAUGUUAAACAUUCUACAACAGUAUUAAUGUUGAAUGAAUUAAACCAAGAUUGUAAUUGUGUAAUUUUUGUGUAAUUCCAAGGCUCAUCAAAUAAAGUAACAAAGCACAUCCUCAUAUGAAAACUGUACACAGAACUGUAAAAAACACUUUUUUCUAUGUUGUAGAUAUCUUUUUGUAACACGCUUACUUGUAUCAUUGCCUUUUACAAUAAACUAUAACUUCCCAGGAAGAAUUAUUCGAAAUUGCUCACCUUUAUCAAGGUAUGGAAAAAACCCACUACACUCAACAUUCCCUUAUAAAUUACAUAAGUUAUAUAAUUCAUAUAUUCAGUAAUCUUUUUUGUGUGCUUACAUUCACUUCAUUACCAAAAGUAUUGGCUCCCUGCCUUGACUCACAUGUAUGAACUGAACUGCCAUCCCAUAGAGUUCAAAAUGAUAUCGGUCUACCUUUUGCAGCUAUUACAACUUGAAUUCAUCUGGGAAGGCUACCCAGAAGGUUGCAUUGCACUUCGUAUGUAUGGCUUGGAUGCAGCUGCUCGACUAUGGAAAUCCAUUCAAUGAAGCUCUCUGCGUACUGUACUUGGGCUAAUCUGAAUGUCACGAAGUUUGGAGCUUUGUGGUAAUUGGCUAUGCAGAAAGUUGACCACCUCUUUGGACUAUAUGCACCUAAGCGUCCAUGGAGCCCUCUCCAUCAGUUUACGAGGCCUAACACUUCAUGGCCGAGUUGCUGUUGUUCCCAAACUCUUGAAUCCUCUUAUAAUAAAGCCAACAGUUGAAUGUGGAAUACUUAACAGCGAGGAAAUUUCAUGACUGGAUUUGUUGCACAGGAGAAUACCAUGACAGUUCCACGGUUUAGCGUAUACGCCUUUGGCCAGGCCAGGUGAUUAGGACACCCAAUUUUGAUUAGUGAAUAUGUUUGGUAAUAUAAUGUAGGCUAUAUAAAACAUCAUCCUAACCUGGUAG
This is a messenger RNA of Engraulis encrasicolus (European anchovy), 3659 nucleotides long. RefSeq names its product Fli-1 proto-oncogene, ETS transcription factor-related sequence (gene fli1rs). The coding region runs from base 118 to 1668 and encodes 516 amino acids. Gene Ontology annotation, biological process: regulation of transcription by RNA polymerase II; cell differentiation. The transcript has 10 exons. The record is from RefSeq and is a predicted model, not a curated record. Gene Ontology annotation, molecular function: sequence-specific DNA binding; DNA-binding transcription factor activity, RNA polymerase II-specific. Gene Ontology annotation, cellular component: nucleus. NCBI's taxonomy places the organism in Eukaryota, Metazoa, Chordata, Actinopteri, Clupeiformes, Engraulidae.